Molecule: messenger RNA, 831 nt
Organism: Linum tenue
Lineage: Eukaryota; Viridiplantae; Streptophyta; Magnoliopsida; Malpighiales; Linaceae
Source: the annotation of a GenBank genome assembly
AUGGUGAGCUCAGAUAUCUCAACCGCCUCUCCUAGAAAGCUGGAGGGCAAAGUGGCAAUCAUCACCGGCGGAGCUAGCGGCAUAGGCGAGAGCACCGCCAGGCUGUUCGUCCACCACGGAGCCAAGGUCCUCAUCGCCGACGUUCAAGACAAACUCGGACAGUCCCUCGCCAUGGAUCUCGGCCCGCCGGAGAUCGUCUCCUUUGUCCACUGCAACGUUACAAGUGAUUCUGACCUUGAGAAUGCCGUUGAUACAGCGGUGUCAAGGUACGGCCAGCUAGACAUCAUGUACAACAACGCUGGAAUCGGAGGUAACCUCGACACCACCAUCUUAAACUCGGACAACGCCGACUUCAAGAAGGUGCUUGAAAUCAACCUCUUCGGAUCCUUCCUCGGAGCCAAACACGCCGCCAGGGUUAUGAUUCCCGCAAGGAAAGGUUGCAUCUUGUUCACCGGCAGCGUUGCCGCUUCUAUAAGUGGCGACUUGUCUUACGCAUACAAGGCUUCCAAGCAUGCUAUUUUGGGGCUCAACAACAACUUGACCGUGGAGCUGGGCAAGUACGGCAUCAGGGUCAACACCAUUUCUCCCUAUGGAGUGGCCACUCCCAUGGUCACAAGCGGCAUGCAAAUGGACAAGAAGGCUGCUGAGGAAUUCAUGUCCGCCGCUGGAAACUUGAGAGGGGCUAUCCUCGAACCCGAGGAUGUUGCUCGGGCUGCCUUAUACUUGGCCAGUGACGAUGCAAAAUACGUGAGCGGAUUGAAUUUGAUAGUUGAUGGAGGCCACAAUCACAACCAUCCGCUUUUUGGUGCAACAGAUUCGCUUGCCAACUGA